CCCUAGAACUGAAGAAGCUUCUUAGGUGAGAGGUGAAACGUCUUCAAGCAACUUAAAAAAGUCCAGACACUUUUCUUUCCAAGCUCCUUAGUUUAUCCUUAUUACUAUUAUUAUGUGUGCUAGUUUAUAUUGUAUAUAUCUUUUAAUGAACCGUCUUUUUAAUUUAAUAGCUGAAGAACCAGUAAGAUGUGUCAUUCUUGAGAAGAAGCUGGAAAACUGCAGCAUGUGAUGAUGCACGGAUCAGUUUGUUUCUCAUCUCACACUCUUAAAGUGAUCCUUAUUAUUUUGGGAGAAGCAAUUAAGAUCAAAUGUCUCUAACGUUCAUUUCCUCCUGUUCAUGUUAUUAUGAAUAUAAAUGUUCAGAAGUGAACACGGUUUGCUUGGAGCACCGUGUAACAGGAGCUUACAUGGAAGUGGACCCAAGUGCAGACAUCAAACGGAAACCGCGAUAAAGUUUAACAGGCUCACUAGGCUCACUCGGAUCAUGACGCACGGGUGCCAAGAAGAUAAAAAUUAACGAAAAAGUUCAGAGGAGGUGUGUCUUCCAUGAGUUUAACUAACGACUUAUGUUGUAUUUGUCUUGAACUGAAAGGAAAUGAAAUAAAAACAUCAAACACCGGGUUUUAUUCUAGGAGCUUUUCUAGUUGGACACUUUCAGUUUCAUUUCUUUCGAAAGUGGUGCCAAAGUUGGAAUUUGUGUCCUCGCGCUCCGGGAGCGCGCAUUGGGCAGGGAGCGCGGACCCAAACGUUUUCUUUUGUGAGAAAAGUCGUUACAUUACCGUUCAGUUUGCAGGUUACAACAGAAAAUUGUACAUUUAUCAUUCUCACGUGUAUGGAAGCCCUUUUCCGCCACUGAAAAAAAAACAAAACAAGUAUCCAUAACUCGAAAUUUCGACUUAUUUUCUUGAAAUUUCGACUUAUUAACUCCAAAGUUCGACUUAUUAACUCGAAAUUUUGAGAAACGGGCUUCCAUACACGUGGUAUCGACGGGAUGGGACGUUUUGUCUGAUAAGAGGAUUAUCCCCUCCAUGUAAACUCGAUUCAUAUAAACUUUAACACUCAAUAUACCACAUCCUCAACAAGUAAACGGCUUCGCGUUCGUUUCCAGACGUCCUAGAAAUACUAUGCUCUGAUUGUUGCACCAAAGUUGUUUCUGCUGGGUACAAAAAUGCACCUUUCUAAGAGCACCAAUGAAAACAAUUGUGUGUUUUAUUCUUCUAAAAUACUUCUGUAGCUAAAACACAAUAAUAACUUUAUUGUAUAUUUACUGUAUAUUUAAGAUUAUAUUAGAUUAUAAUUAGUUAAUGCGAUUGAUCAUAGUCUUUUUAAGUCUUUCUGCCCCAGUCUUGCACAGGGUCGGCCCACAGCCUUCCCCUAUUUGGGCAGAACAGAUUCUAUCAGAUCAGUUCACUUGUUGAGAACGUGCUGAGUGUUAAAGUUUUUAUGACACACAGACGUGAUUGUCCUCUUAUCAGGCUAAACGUCCUCGUCUGCGCUCCGUGCCCAGUGCGCGCUCCCGACGCACGGGUAACAAACUCUGCCGGUGUUUGGCACAACACCUGGAAUAACUACCUUGGCACACCUGUUUGUAUUCCUCCAUGCGUUUACAGCAAGGACCGCGAUCCCUGCUCACAUUCCCUCGUCCGCCUGGAACAGGAGAUUCAGUCACUUUCUUUACUGUGCUCAAACAAGCAAGAGUCCAAAAUGAACCCCAGACUAACACAAAGCCAGCAGAGAACAAUCUGCGCUCAGCUGGGAAGAGUCAAACUUAAGCUGCUGUACAAGGCCAGCAUCCACGGCUUCACUGGUGCGGCGUUUCACCAACGAUGUGACAACCGCUCUCCCACUGUGUCUGUGGGCUACAACAACUCUGGUUUUGUGUUUGGAGGCUACACCAAACAACCUUUUAGUCAGUCUGGACAGUACAUGAAUGAUGAUCAGGCUUUUCUUUUCACAUUUAAUGCUGAAAACCUCAUCAAAUAUCCAGUUGCUAGUACUGCACAUGCAGUGAGAAUGAUGGCUCACAAUGGGCCUUAUUUUGGAGAAGCACUGGUUCUUCUCAAUGGAAGCCAAGCAGUAGCACACACCAAUCCAGGAAAGUAUUACAACUUCCCUGCUGCAGAGAUGCAUGGCAAUGAUCUCAACCUAACUGAGUGUGAAGUCUACCAAGUGGAGGAAAGCACUGAACUUGAGAGGCCAUGGAGGACUGUAACCUGGGAAUCUAAGAAGAGGACGGAGCUGACUGAGAGCAUUAAAAGCUACAAACCCACAGUCAGCUCUGUGACCCAGCCUCGGGUUUUGCUCAUUGGACCAGUUGGAGCUGGAAAGUCCAGCUUCUUUAACUCUGUCAACUCUGUAUUCAGAGGCCACGUCACCAGCCAGGCCAUAUCUGGCUCCUCCUCCACCAGCCUCACCACACAGUUUCGCACCUACUCUGUGAAAGCUGGCCGUGAAGGGAAACCUCUGCCAAUAAUCUUGUGUGAUACCAUGGGACUGGAGGAGACCAAAGGGGCGGGGCUUGACAUCGAUGACCUCGGCAGCAUCCUCAAAGGUCACCUGCCAGACUGUUAUCAGUUCAACCCUUCAGCUCCUCUGCAUCCUGAGGCCCACGGCUAUCGCACAUCUCCUGGACUCAAGGAUAAGAUCCACUGUGUGGCCUAUGUUAUUGAUGCUUCCAAGGUCUCCAUCAUGCCCACAGGGCUGGAGGAGAAGCUGGAUGCUAUCCGCAGAAAGGUCAACCUAAUAGGUAUUCCUCAGCUGGUCCUCCUCACUAAAGUAGAUGAAGCCUGCCCACUGGUGAAAGAGGAUGUGAGAAACGUUUAUAAGAGUGGCUACAUUAAAGAUGUGAUGCAGGAGGUCGGCUCUCGGCUCGGUGUGCCGUUGUCCUGUGUUGUUCCGGUGAAGAACUACAGCGAGGAGUUGGAGUUGGACAUGAAUUGUGACAUCCUGUUGCUCAGCGCCGUCAUCCAGAUGCUUCGCUUUGUUGAUAAUUACUUUGAUGAGCUCAGUGACCGAAUGAGCAACAUGCAAACCAAAGACUAGGAGAAGACUGAGGAGAUGAUGUAAUAUUCUGAGCAGCUUUCCUUUCAAAUGAUUCAAUCAUGUACCUGCAGGUGAUCCUACUGAGUACUAGUUCCCUUUGUUAACUGGGGUACUUGAAGGGCAGAAAUUAGAAGCUAAACUACAAAUUUGAAAGCUUCUUAUAUUGUGGUUAUUGGGAGAUAUAGUAUCUGUACUUUGUCUGGGGAUAUCCAGUUUCUCCCUUCAAAAGUUUGUUGAACUGGUUCUUAAUUUUAAUUGAGCUCAGCAACAGACAAUAAUGACAUUAAAGGUCAUCAGUCUCAAGAUAAUAAAUUAUUUUGAACAUUGUUAUUACCUCUUUUUCUCUCUUUUUUUCUUUUUCUUUUUUCUUUUUUCUUUCUCAACAGGUGAUCCAGGUGAUUGAUAUAUGUAUUUUUUGUCUGCUUAUU
Messenger RNA from Oreochromis aureus, 3470 nucleotides. RefSeq names its product interferon-induced protein 44-like. The transcript has 8 exons. The record is from RefSeq and is a predicted model, not a curated record. NCBI's taxonomy places the organism in Eukaryota, Metazoa, Chordata, Actinopteri, Cichliformes, Cichlidae. The coding region runs from base 1444 to 3042 and encodes 532 amino acids.